Messenger RNA from Exophiala bonariae, 1524 nucleotides. RefSeq lists its product as uncharacterized. Lineage: Eukaryota; Fungi; Ascomycota; Eurotiomycetes; Chaetothyriales; Herpotrichiellaceae. The transcript is spliced from 2 exons. The coding region runs from base 1 to 1524 and encodes 507 amino acids. The record is from RefSeq and is a predicted model, not a curated record.
AUGGCGGUUCCCAUGCCUUUGAACCAUUCUCAACCACCAGAACGGAUACUCCUGAAGUUUGAUGACCCUAAUAGCGCGUGGGUACCGGUUGUGUCAAAGGAAUGCAAUUUUCUAGAAAUUUUCGACAUUUCAUUCUCUGGAGAUGCUGCAAAGGUACUCCACAAAGCAACGGAUGUCAUCGAUGCAGCAGCUAUUGUGGCAGACCUCCCAGCGCAAGAAGAGAAUACCAUUCGUGUGUACUUCACGGAGAACCUCUUCAUCAAAAGUCUCUCUACUCAACGACGAGCUUUUACAGGCUCCUCUGCGAUGGUGUCUCAAUGGGGCCCAGCCUCGGAGCAGGUCCGCUGGAAAUCGUGCUCCUACAGGCUAACACUGGAGGAUCGGCCAUGGGAGAAUCUGGGACAUUCGCCCGACGACUAUGUGCCUCUAGCGGCCGGAGCCAUCCGACAAACACUGAAGUUCUAUGUUGACGCCACUUCGAUGAUGCGAAAGUCAGAGCUGUUGUCCAGUUCAGGAACCAUCGAAUUCUCCAACCCUGACAAUCUGUCCCCUGAAGCUGCCUAUAAACUACAUGAGCAAUUUUGCGAACGCCUGCGGCGACCGACAGAAGCAGAUCCAACCCCAGGAUCGCUUGUCCCUCCUAUUAUAUGCAUGAAGCAAUUGCUGCUUCUGCGCUACACUUAUCUCCUGGUCAAGGACUACUGCAACCUAGUUUGGGAUUUCCAAGUUAAGAGCAUCGAGCCAGGGACUGCCCUGACAGACCAAGGUAAAAACAUGCUUACGAUUGCGUCGCUUGCGCAGAUCAACAGAGAAGCAAUGUUCUACCAAGAGGUAAGCGAGGGGCUCGCCGAUCUGACCGGAGCUGUUGAUGUCUUGGUCGAAUCUCUGAGAAUACUCAUGAGGGACGCCACCAAUUCUUGUGAGUGUCGCAGUCUCGCAGUCGAGUUGCAGGCAACAUGUACGGAUAUCAAAAAGACCAUGACCACACGAGCAACGUCGCUGCAAGACCGCCUGAGAUUGUUCGAACUCUCCCGAGGGCUGUAUGAUGCCCAAAGCAUCCGUUUACUGAGUAUACUCGCAAGCAUAUGUCUACCAAUGUCCCUCGCAAGUGGAAUCCUGAGUAUGCAGACUCGUUUCAGAGACCUACACCUUCUGCUGUACGACUUCUUAGGUGUUUUGGUCUUAGUCGGUUCGAUUAUUAGCUGUAUUCUAUUGAUCGUCAGGUACUUCAUAUUGUGGAUGGAUCACCAGUCAAGGUCAAAGUCAAUAUGGAUCUCAUCCCUGGACAUGUUGGGCGGACGAAGCGGCACUUCAUAUUCCCGGCGUCGCAACGCAGCGUUUAUUGGCCUUAUCCUGGGCCAGUUGGGCUUCACAACACUCCUAUUUGUGCUGGGUAUGAUGAACGACUAUUUUCUAGUAUAUACAUAUUUCCUUUUCAUCGAAUUUGGGGUUAUUUUUGUCUUGCAUACCUUACCUAAGUACCUAUCAAAGGUCAGUCCACUUCUUUGGAAGGACUAUAGGUAG